UAUUCUUCGUACUUUUCCUUAAAUUCUCAUUUUGUAUUCAGUAAUACACGAACUGUGAUACAUAGCGGAUAUCAUGUCGACAGAACAUGGAACGUUAAGAAGACGUCUCUUACUCAGAAAAUGGGUAUGGGAUUAUUUUUCGAUAAAAGAUAACGCUAUAAGUAUGUCGGUAUGUGAUAUUUGUGGUAAAGAAAUAGGCCAUUAUAAGAAAGAGUGUGAUAUACAAGAUAUGAAUAGACAUUUAUCUACUAUACAUCCAAAAACUUAUAAAAUAAUUGGAAAGAAAAAAAUCAAAGAAUGGGAAUCGCUCUUUGAAAGGAUAGAAAGCUCAACUGAUAGUACAAGAAUUAAUAUAAAGUGCAAACUAUGUGAUCCAAAUAGUAAUCCAUAUAAAACAGAGUUUCCAAUAUUCGUGAACAUCAGUAUGAAAACACAUUUAGAAGACGAACAUAACGUUACGGAACAUAAAUGGAGAAGUCUUGAAAAUUGGCGAGACACGAACCUAAGAGAGUAUUAUGACCUGACUGAGGAUCAUAUAGGAUCGAUAAAAAAAACAAGAUCGUGUAAGAAAUGUGAACAUCAUGAGUUUCAACGUAGUAAUCUGUGCAUCAUGCUAAAGCAUUUGAUCCAAGUUCAUGGAUCCGACAUUAUCUUCGAAUCCGAUUCACCUCCGAAACUACGUUUACCUUUGGAUAUACUACCAAAAGAAUUAAUUCCAUCGAAUGAUCUUGUAGAUCCUGUAAAUCCUGUAGAUCCUGUAAAUCCUGUAAAUCCUGUAAAUCCUGUAAAUCCUGUAAAUCCUGUAAAUCCUGAUGUUGCAUCGAGCAGCAAUCCAGGGACAUCGAGCAGCAAUCCAGGGACAUCGAGCAGCAAUCUAGAGCCAUCAGAAUCUGGCCAAUCUGAACUGAUGCAAGAACUUGACAGUUUGUUGGAUAAUUAUAUUUGGCAAAUAGAAGAUGUAGAUGCUGCAUCGACCGUGAAUCCACAGUCACCAACAUCUGACCUUUCUGAUAGCAGUCUUCCAGAACGUGCCAGUAAACGCCGUAAAAUCAGUCAUAAGACAAGAGAACGAAGAUAAUUAGUGAUAUUGCACGAAGCAACACCAUAACAUCGCUUCAACGUUUACACACACAAGUUCGGUCUCUAGAUUUGAUUUCUGAUACUUUGUAUCAUUACAUUGUAAUCGAGACACUCAAUGUUCUCCUGUUUAUAUCAUUGAAAGUAUUGAUAAAAACAAUGAAAACAAUGAAAAGAAUUUUUAACUAAUAAUUCAAACCAUUGACAUCUGAAUAGAUAGACGGAGCAUUAGCUAUCGAUUAAGACGAGAAGAGCUUUGAUAAUCGCGGUAAUGGGGAACUCUAUGAACUUCGGUUGAAUUAGGUUAUUCCCGAUAAUGAUCAGUUAAUAAUUCGA
Molecule: messenger RNA, 1413 nt
Organism: Camponotus floridanus (Florida carpenter ant)
Lineage: Eukaryota; Metazoa; Arthropoda; Insecta; Hymenoptera; Formicidae
Exons: 2
Coding region: 74-1078 (334 amino acids)
Source: RefSeq, a predicted model, not a curated record